CUAUUCAACCCCUCGACAUCUCCCUUUAUUUACUUUGCCUCCUUCCCCUUCUCGUCCUCCUCUUCCUCAUCCUCCUCUCUCUCUCACCCCUCGGUCUCGCUGGUUCUUGCUAACGCCACGCACGCUCGCUGCUGAAUCCGUCUUCCCGGCGAAGAAGGAGGAGGAGGAGGGAUCCCGGCGAGGCGGUUGUUCGCGCGUGACCCGCUCGGUGAGGUGACCCUCUCGGCGGAGGAGUCGGAUUGCGUCUUGGAGACCGGUUCCGUCUUGUGGAUGGUCUUGGUGAUCGAGAAGAAAUCCGUGGCGGGUUGGUGAACCGGAGACGGGGAGGAAUUGGGGGAAGGGAAGGGGGGAGGAGGAGGAGGAGCUGUGUGUUCUUGGGUGGGCGCGCCGCGCGUUCUUGCGAGAUUGGGUGGUUGGUUUUGAUUGUGGUGGUAUGGUAGAAAAACUGCAGAUUUAAUCUGAACUGCGUUGGGGGGAGUGGAAGAGGAGGAAGAAAGAUCGGGUUUCGAGGCGGGGGGGGGGGAGAUGAGUUCCGGGUCGGCGGUGACGGGCGGCGGCGGCGGCGGGGCGGAGGACGCGGCGGCGGUGGCGCUGGGGCAGAAGCUGCCGGUGCACGUGGCGGAGAACGGCCACACCUUCGAGUUCAAGUGCGGCGGCGAGACCCCCGUGGAGGCAAUCCAGCGCACCAUCGAGGGCCUCUGCGGCAUCCCGCCGGCCGACCAGCUCCUCCUCUGCGGGAACACCUCGCUCGACGGCGCCCACCAUCUCGCCUACUACCAGCUGCCCCGCGACGACCGGGAGGUGUUCCUGUACAACAAGGCCCGGCUCCACGACGGCGCGCCGCGCCCCGCGCCGGAGUCGAUCGAAAUCCCCCAGCCGUCGAUCCCGCCGCCGCCCCGGCCACAGGAUUCCCCGCCGCUGGAUGUGUCCUCCGACCCGGCGCUGAAGGCCCUGGUGUCCUACGAGACCACGUUCAGAUACCACUUCCAGGUGGGGAAUGCCGUGUAUCAGUCUAGCGUGGCGAAGCACGAGGUGUGCUGCCGGCUGCUGCGGGAGGGGCAGGUGCAGGAGCGGGCACUCGACACCGCCCGGAGCAACCUGGAGCACACGGCCCGGAAGCUCACGCAGCGGUAUUCGGAUUUCGUCAAGUGCUUCUCGCAGCAGCAUCGUGGCCAUGCCGAGAUGCUGGCGAAUUUCGAGAGGGAUGUGGAGAGGCUGCGCGCCGUGAGGCUUCACCCGGCGCUGCAAUGCGAGGGGAGGCGCUCCUUGAUUGACCUCGUUAAGGAGAAUGACCUGAGGAAGCUGGCAGAUGGGUGCUUCAGCUCACAUAAACAGUUUGAUGUUAAGGUCUCACAGCACAAGGCCAAAUUCAUGGAAUUGAAGAAGAGGCUUGAAAAUUUGUUUAAUAUUAUGAGCUCGACUGGGUGCAAGGAUCUUGAGGCGAUGAUAAAGGAACACGAGAAAUUCAUCGGUGACCAGAAAAUCAUCAUGCAGUCUCUAAGUAAAGAUGUGACUACUUCAAAAAAGCUUGUUGAUGACUGCUCAAACUGCCAGCUUUCUGCAUCUCUCCGCCCUCAUGAUGCGGUUUCUGCAGUUGGCCGCAUCUAUGAAGUACAUGAAAAGGACAACUUGCCCAGUGUCCAUAAUAUCGAUCGCUUGUUCACAAAGUUGCUGGAGAAAUGCAAAGCCAAGAAGAAUGAAAUGAAUACCUUGGUACAUGUUAGCAUGCAAAGGGUCAAAUCUGCUCAGAUUGUUAUCAAGGAAAUGAUGAACGAACUCCAUGCAUUCCAAGAGGUGAUGGGUCAUCAAGAUAAAAUUUUCGAUAGCCUAAAACUUGCCAGUGGCAUGGGUCAUGCGUACAGGGCUUGUCUUGCUGAGGUCGUACGAAGAAAGUCUUCUUUUAAGCUUUAUACUGGCUUGGCAGGGCAGCUUGCUGAAAAGCUAGCCACUGAGCGUGAAGCUGAGGUAAGAAGGCGAGAGGCCUUCUUUAGGACAUGGAGUAAGUACAUUCCAGAAGAUAUCAUGGGUUCCAUGGGACUUUUUGAUUCCCCAAGCCAGUGCGAUGUAACAGUUGCUCCAUUUGAUUGCAAUCUUCUCUCAAUUGAUGUUGAUGAUGUGGAAAAACUUGCACCCCAAUCUUUGGUCGGGUCUUUUCUGAAAUCUGAGAGAUCACAACUGCCAAAGUCCUCCUUGAGCAAUUCUGGUACCAGUGGAAAUUUGAGUAAAUCCGAGCAAUAUCCGCCGAAUGCUGAUGAUAAGAUGGAUUUCCAAGACUUUCUGGGGGGUUUUGACAGUGUGGAUAUUGCUGGAACUAGUAAAUUGGAAGUUGAAAAUGCCAGAUUAAAAGCAGAACUUGCUUCUGCAAUUGCAGUUCUCUGCAGUUUUGGCGCCGAAUAUGGAUAUGAAUCUAUUGAUGAAGGGCAAAUUGAUAAUGUACUGAAAGAUGCAAGGGAAAAAACAGCUGCAGCACUUUCUGCAAAGGAUGAGUAUGCUAAUCACCUGCAGGCAAUGCUUACAGCAAAGCAGAAUCAAAAUUUGUCCUAUGAGAAGCGCAUCCAGGAGCUUGAGGAGCAAUUAGCAAACCAGUACAUACAAGGGCACGUGAUUUCUGGAAGCAAAGAUGCAUCUGAUUCCCUCCUUUCUGCAUUUAAAGCUAAUGACUGCAACUUGCACAUAUCUGGAGGGAGGCAAACCCAAGUACGCGAUGAAUCAAGUGUGGCCAUGGAUGAGGCCUCUUCAACAUCUGAGCAGCCAUCUAAACAAACAGAAGGUGGGGAUGAGAAUAUGACCGACAUUUCAGGUGCACUGAACUUGCAAUUGCUCGAUCCAAUAGCACGCACUAAUUUGGAUGCUUUCAUGGCAGAAUUGCCACCUGAUAGUGAACAUAAAAUUGUUGAUUCUGAUAAGGAAGGGCAAGUAUUGACACAGUUUACUACGACUGAUACUUCUGGGGUUCCUAUAGAAGAUCCUCUUGGCAUCUUAAACUCCAGAACUAACGAGCAUCAUACCUCAGAGCUGAGAAACAAAGAGCUGCUUGUGUCAGAGUUGCAAAGUACUCUGGAAGACAAAUCAAAAAGGUUAGAUGAAACUGAAAGCAAGCUUAAUGCCUUGGUGGAUGAGGUCAACUCUCUGAAGAAAGAACUUGAACACACCCAGGGUCUGCUUGAUGAGUCUCAGAUGAACUGUGUGCAACUGGAGAACUGCUUACACGAGGCAAGAGAAGAGGCCCGCACAAACAAAUGUUCAGCUGACAGAAGGGCUGUUGAGUAUGAUGCCCUGCGUUCAUCUGCUCUGAGGAUACAUGGUCUGUUUGAGAGACUAAAUAACUGUGUCACUGCACCAGGCAUGUCUGGUUUUGCGGACUCACUGCGUGCUUUAGCUCUCUCAUUAGCAAGUGCAAAGAAGGAUGAAGGUGAUACAACCAUUCAGUUUCAGCAAUGCAUCAAGAUCCUGGCAGACAAAGUUGGUUUUCUAUCACGACAGAGUGCUGAGCUGCUAGAACGCUACUCAAGGAUUGUAAGAGUGUUGGAGGAGAAGAAAGAGUCGAUUAAAAAUUUGUACAGUAAGCUUCAACUGGAAAAACAGGCUAGUAAGGAGAAGAUAUCAUUCGGCCGUUUCGAAGUUCAUGAGCUCGCGGUCUUUGUUCGGAACCCUGCUGGGCAUUACGAAGCAAUCAACCGGAACUGCUCAAACUACUACCUAUCAGAGGAAUCAGUGGCCCUAUUCACGGAGCAGCAUCCACGGCACCCAGCUUACAUAAUCGGGCAGAUUGUGCACAUCGAACGGCGCAUAGCAAAGCUGCCCUCGCACGGUGACCAGAUGGAAGCUUCACGCCUUGAUAGCGGUGGCCGCCGGUCGCCCGCUUCCAUGCUGAACCCGUACAAUCUGCCUGUGGGAUGUGAGUACUUCCUGGUGACGGUCGCGAUGAUACCUGACAAUAUUCGUUGAAAACGCCUUCCUGAUCAUGCCUAUGGCUGCUGAAAUGAAGGGAGAAACUCUCAACUGUAAAUAUACUGAAACUGAAAUUUAUAGACUUCCUUGGUUGCUUGUGGCUUCUUCAUCCUUUGUACAUAAUGAUGAUGAUCAGGUUCCUUUGUAAAUAGACUCUCAGCUACCACUGAUGUUAUCAUCUUCGUUCAAGCAGACUGAAUAUUCUUUCAUAUCA
Messenger RNA from Oryza sativa Japonica Group (Japanese rice), 4165 nucleotides. RefSeq names its product autophagy-related protein 11. Gene Ontology annotation, molecular function: molecular adaptor activity; zinc ion binding; protein kinase binding. NCBI's taxonomy places the organism in Eukaryota, Viridiplantae, Streptophyta, Magnoliopsida, Poales, Poaceae. Gene Ontology annotation, cellular component: phagophore assembly site membrane; Atg1/ULK1 kinase complex. The record is from RefSeq and is a predicted model, not a curated record. Gene Ontology annotation, biological process: autophagosome assembly; autophagy of peroxisome; reticulophagy.